This is a messenger RNA of Closterium sp. Naga37s-1, 8736 nucleotides long. NCBI's taxonomy places the organism in Eukaryota, Viridiplantae, Streptophyta, Zygnematophyceae, Desmidiales, Closteriaceae. The record is from the annotation of a GenBank genome assembly.
AUGGCUGGGCAUGGAGCUACCGGAGGAGGAGGAGCUGCUGUGGCUGGCCCAUCCCCUGUCACCCCCCUCUCCACCCCCUGCCACCCCCUUUUCCCUACGUCCCUCGUGCCGCCCCUGUGUGCUGUGCCCUCCGCCUCCCCUGCUCCCCGGCAGACAUAUUGGAACAUUCUCGAGUACGCGCAAUGGCUGGGCAUGGAGCUACCGGAGGAGGAGGAGCUGCUGUGGGUGGCGCGGCAGGGGCUCAAGGCGCCGCUGCCGCCCAACUGGAAGCCAUGUCGCACAGACGACGACGAGAUAUACUAUUUCAACUUCCAGACGGGCGAGAGCGUGUGGGACCACCCCUGCGACGACCACUACAGAGCCCUGUACACGGAUGAGAAGAACAAGCUCAAGGCGGCAAAGGCAGCAGCAGCAGCCACCACGGAGGCGCACGGUCCGGAGGCGCAAGGUCGUGCCCAAGGGCUCAAGAGACGCCUCUUUCGGAGGCGCAAGGUCGUCCCCAAGGGCUCAAGAGACGCCUCUCCCGAUUCGCCAAACGCAGCCCCACCCACCCUCGCCCUUCCCUGCCGUCCCAUGCGUGCAGGAGUGCCACAGGGGCGGGGGCGCCUCUCCAUCACAGACAGCUCAGAGGAUGAUAGAGGCAUGGCGCGCGCCGCUGCUGCUUCCCAGCAGCAGAUGCGGCUUCAGCAGCAACAGCAGCAGUUUCAGCAGCAGCAGCAGCAGCAGCAGCAGCAGCAGCAGCAGCAGCAGCAGCAGCAAAGACAGGGGAGACAACAGCAGCAGCAGCAGCAGCAGCAGCAGGAGCAAGGGCAAGGGGGUAACCAGCAGAGCAGGAGGCCACCGGCCGGGUCGGGAGCAGGGGGAGGGGCAGGUGGGGGUUCAGGUGCUGGCGAUAGGGGAGCUGGAGGUGGAGGUCCGGCGGCUGGAGGGCCGGCGGCAGGUUCGGCAGGAGGUUCGGGGCAGGAGGUAGAGCUGCUGCAUCAAGUCACGUGGUCUCCAGAACCUGGGCAGGGUCGGCGGUCUCCCAUGGCUAGCUCUCUGACUCGGGCGGGGUCUAUGGGGGCUGCUAUCAAAGGGAAGCCUACAGUUCUGGAAGAAACGGAUGGGGGCGGCAGAGGAGGGGCAGAGGGUUACCACCAACAGCAGCAACAGCAGCAGCAGAAGCAUGGGAUGGUGCCUCGGAGGUCCGGAGGAGUGCCGAACCAGAACCAGGAGGUUCGGCGAGGAGGAGGAGCGGCAGGGGGUGGUGGGGAGGGUGGGGGCAGGGGGGAAGCAGGCAGCAGCAGAAGACCAGGGAGUUCCGAUAGGGGGGGAGGGGAAGUGGGGGGAGGAGGAGCGGGAGCGGUGGGAGCAGGCGUGAGUGGUGUGGGGGUUGCUGUGAAAGGGGGAGCAGAGGGGAGGGAGGGCAGGGAGGGGAGGGAGAGGAGGGAAGAGCGAGGAGAAGGAGUGGGGGGAAGGCAGGAGGGGGAGGGGAAGGAGAGGCGGAGGUCUUUGGAGGGGCGGGGGAGUGGCACGGGGGGGGAGAGGGCGGGGGAGAGAUCUGCAGAGAGGGGGGAUCCGAGGGAUGGGCGGGGGGGAGAGGGGGCAGGGAGAGGAGGGCCAAAGAGAACGAGCAGCACAGAUGCCCAGGGGGGAGUGGGUAACAGUCAGGGAAGCAGUCAGGGCAUGCAGGGUUACUCAAGGGGAGGAGCGGGUGAUGCGAGUCAAGAUGCACAGCAGAGAGAAACAUACCAUCCUCCCACCAUGCCGUCUCUCCCCCUUGCCCUCUCUGCCCAUUCCAUCCCCACUCUCACACCAUCGAUUCCCUCCCUGCCUCCACAUCCCCCAUCAUCUGCCCAACCCCCCUCACUCUCCCUCCCUUCCCCGGCCUUGUUUCAGGUGCCCGGGCAACACAGUCCGCUGCAGGCUUUUGAGACGUCUCAAAAGUUGCCCAACCCCCUCUCCCUCCCUCCCUUCCCCGGCCUUGUUUCAGGCGUUUCUGGUGCAGGUGGUGGUGGUGGUGGUGCAGGUGGUGCUGCUGGUGGUGCUCGCAAGGCGUCUGGGCUGGCUGAUGGGCGGCUUGCAGGGGGGGCGCAAGGGGGAGGCGCAGUGCAAGGGACGGUGCAGGCGGGUGGAUCUGGUGGUUUACUGGCGGCUGCAGCAGUGGAGAGACAGAAGCGGGAAGGAGAGGAGGCGGCGGGUAAAGGAGGGCCAGCUAAGGAGCGUGAGCCUCUUGGUCCGGAGCCCAAGGAUAAAGACGCUGAUGCUGAGGUAUGGAGGAGUGUGGCUGGUUAUGGAGUGGUGUCAGGGGGUAUGGCUGUGGGUGACUCGCUUAAGGGAGGCAGCAGCAGCGGCACAGAGGCGCAUAGCACGGAUGACGAGGUAACACGCCUUCGCGAGGCAGCAGCAGCAGCACAGAGGCGAAUAGCACGGUACGAGGCGGAGUGUGACGGGCGGCUGGCAAAGCUCAAGGCGGAGAGGGAGGCGCUGGUGAGGCGCAGAGAGGCGGAGAUCACCCGGCUAGCCGAGCAGCUGGGCACGCCUUUUGAUGCGGGGGCACUCACACAGGCUCGUAGUGUAGCAGUGGACGAGGGGAGGGCGCUCAUCACACGGGAACGUGAUGCAGCGGUGGCAGCAGCCAAGGAGGAGGUGGAGCGGGAGAGGCAGCGAGCCAUGGCCGUGCUCCGAGAGGAAGCUUCCCUGAAGGUGGCUCUGGAGCGGCGGCACCUGCAGGUGGAUCCUCAGGUGGUGGCGCUGGUGAAUCUGGAGGAGGUGGCCCGGCAGCAGGAGUUUCUCAACCGCUGGCGGGCGGCUCUGGAGCAGGAGAAUGUGAGUGGGGGGAUGGAGGGUACAGGUAUGGGGAUAGGAGGAGCAGGUGAGGGGGGAGGGGGGGUGCAGAUGAGAGCAUAUGGGCUGGGAUGGGAGGUGUUGGUGAAUCUGGAGGAGGUGGCCCGGCAGCAGGAGUUUCUCAACCGCUGGCGGGCGGCACUCGAGCAGGAGAAUGUGAGUGGGGGAACGGAGGGUACAGGAGGUGGCUCGGCAGCAGGAGUUUCUCAACCGCUGGCGGGCGGCAGUGGAGCAGGAGAAUGGGAUGGAGGUGAGGGGGUGGGGGGUGGAGUGGAGCCGCAAGUCCUAGCGAGAUGGAAGGCCGCGGCAACGGAGGAAGAGCAGCGAAUGCUGGACCUCGCCCGGAGAGAAGCAGCAGCACGCGUGGAGCGAGUGGUAGAGCAGGAGGAGCGAAGAGAGCGGGAAUCCACCCUCAAGGGAAUCCGAGAGCGCGUGCGGGCGAAGCUAGGGGAAGAGGAACGGCGGAUCGUUGCCCAGGAACGGGCGGAAAUGGCUUCUCGUGUUGCCGAAGCUGUCGCGGAGGAGCGGGAGCGGCUCGUGGAGGCUCGGCGGAAGGAGGUGCUGGAUCGGGCGGAGCGGGAGGCUGGGGAGGAGGCGGAGAGGAGGAGACAGGCUCGGUUGCUGGAGGCUUGGAGGAGAGUAGAGGCUGAGGUGGAGGGGGUGCAAGAGGAGGGGUGGGAAAGUGUGGUGGGGAGGGCGAGGGGAGUUGCAGAGGAGGCUGGGAUUGCAAUGGAUGGAGAGAAGGGGAAGCUGCUAGAGAUUGUGCGGUGGUCGCUGGAGGAGGAGAGGAAAGAGUUGAGUGAACAGAGAGUGGCUGAGGUGGUUGAAGCGUUAAAGGAGGAAGAGAGGGAGGUUGUAGCGCGGAUGAAGAAGGAGAAGGGGGUGAAUGGGGAGCUGGUGGGUGCUGAUGGGGUUGGAGGUGCUGUGAGCGCUGCUUUGAAGGCCCGGGCAGAGGAGGAAGCUGCUGGCAAGCUGGAGAGGCUGAGGAAGGAGGCGGAGGAGAGAGUGAGGGAGCAGGUGAGAGGAGAGGAGGCUGCGUUGCUGGCUAGAAGGAGAGGGGAGAUGGAGCAGAGGGCGGAAGCGCUGGGUAGAGGAGGGAAGGGCGCGGUGAUUCAGCUAGAGAAGGAUUUAUUGGAAGGGGAGCUAGGGGAGAAGAUUGCGUUGAUGAGGAAAGAGGCGGAAGAGAGGGAGGUGCGGGAAAGGGAGAGGCUUAAAGCGAGUAUAGAGAGGCGGCUAGAGGAGGCUGUGGAGGGGGAAGAGAGGGCAAUGGAGGGUGUGGUGGAGGAGAGGAAGAAGGAGAUGAGAGAGAGGGCUAGGAGGGCAGUGCAGGAGGAAGAGAAGAAGCUUCUAGAGGAGAUGCGAGCGCAGGUUCGGAAGAAGGUGGAGGAUAGGUUCGGUGCCGAGGCUGAGAGCUGGGCAGGUUCGGUGAGGGAGGAGUUGAUGGAGCAGGCGAAGAGGGAGGUAGAGGAGGAGGUAGAGGAGUGGCGGAGGAAGGAGUUGGCUGGUGCUGGGGUGAAGGGGAGUGGGAGGAAGGGUAGGAAGAGAGGAGGGAAGAAGGGGAAGGUGGACGGGGGAGAGGAGGAGGAUGAGGAUGGGGAGGAGGAGGAAGAGGAGGAGUUGGAAGAAGAGAGGGAGGUGAGGAGGCAAGAGAUGAUGGAGGAAUUGGAAGAGGAGGUUGAGACAGAGAAGCAGAGGCGGUGGGAGGAGAUGGAGGAGGAACUUAUCGGCCAAUGGGAGGCCAAGAAAGAGGAGCGGCUUGCUGAGCUGGCGCGGAAAGUGGACGCUGACGUGGCAGAGGGGUAUGAGAAGUUGAGAAGGGAGAAGGAGGAGGAGAUUGAGAGGAAGAUCUGGGAGCAGAAGGUUGCUGAGGUGGACGGGCAGAUUGGAAAGUUGCUGGAGGAGGAACGGGCAGUUCGGCUCCAAGCUGCCCGGAAAGUCAUGGAUGCUUCGUUAAGAAAGCAAAUCGCGAGUGAGAGGGAGGAGAGUCUGGGGCAGAUGAGGAAGGAGUGGGAUGAGAUGGAACCAGAGCAGCAGGAGGCGUGGGUGGUGCAGCAGAGGGAGGAGAAGGGGCGGCGGAUGGAAGAAGAGAUGAAGAGGCGGGUAGAAGAGGAAGUGAGGGAUUAUAGAGAGAGAAUGCUGGCGACAGUGGCGGCAGAGGAGACGGAGGUACGGUCGAGAGAGAGCAACAAGAGAGACCUGGUGAGGAUCGAGCGGGAGUAUAAGCGGCAGAGGCAGGAAAUGGAACUGAGGGCGUCGCAUGCUCUAGAGGCGUUUAGAACGGAUCUGAGCGUGAGGCUGGAGAGAGAGAAGUUGAGACUAAGACGGGAAGCGAAGCAUGCUUUAGAGAGGUAUGAGAUCGAGCUGGAUAUUAAGGUGGAGAAAAAGGUGGAGUCUAUGAGGGUGGAUCUGCAGAUUAGGUUAGAGGCGAUGCGGAGGGAGAUGGAGGUGACUCUGAGGAAGAAGGUAGAGGAGGAGAGAGUGAGACGGCUGGAGAUUCUGAGUCGCGAGUUGAAGGCGGAAGAGAGGGAGAUGAGGCGAGGUUGGAGGGAGCUUAUGGCGCAGGAGGAAGCCAAGGUGCGAAGGCGGUACGAGCAGAGGAGGAAUCUGCUGAGUAAUGCACUAGAGAGCGAGUCGAGUGGUGUGGAGGGGAGAGGGGGCGGUGUGGGGGGAGAGGAUGGGAAGCAGCAGGGGAGGAGGGGAGCAAAUCGGAACCCGCACCAGCAGGUUGGGUUCGGCGGGUUAGGUUCGGGCGGGGUGCGGGGGAUGGGAGGGGGGAUGGGGGGUGGCGGAGGAGGGAUGUUUGGCGGGAUGGGGAGUGGGAUGGGGGGGAUGGGGGGGAUGAGGUUGAUGGAUGGGAGUGGGGGAAGUGGAGGCGGAUUCAGGCUUCUAGAGGUGGCUAAUGAGAAGGUGGGUGGGGGCGGGGAGGGUAUGGGAGGGAGAGGAGGAGCGGGAGGAGCGAGAGGGAGAGUGGGAGGCGGUGGAGGGAUGGGAGGGAUGGGAGGGGGCGUAGGGGGAAUGGGUGGGGGUAAUAUGGGUGGGUCGUGGUUGGACGAGCUAAGGAGUGGCGGAGAAUCAGAUGUGAGUUUGAGUCAUGGGUUGAGUGCUAGCAGGGAGUUUGAACCAGGGACAGGGGAGGACAGAGGGAGGAGAGGCAGAGGGAAGGGGUUGCGGAGGAGAGGGGAGGGUGGGGACGGGGAAGAGGGAGAGGAGGAGGAGGAGGAAGAGGGAGAAGGGGAGGAGGAGGAAGAGGAGGGAGAGGGGUUGGAUCUGGGGCAGGGGCGAGGGGGGCUAGGGGGAAUGGUGGAGGAGGGAGGGUCGAUGUCUGAAGAGCCAGAGCAGCUGGAGGGACAGCACGACCGGCAGCAGCAUCAUCAGCAGCAGGAGAAACUCAACGCAGCAGGAGCAUCAGGAGCAGCAGCAGCGGCAGCGGCAGCGGCGGCGGCAGGUGGGGCAGCGGCAGGAGGGGCUGCAGCAGGGGCAGGGGCAGGGACGGGGGCGGCGGCAGCGGGUGGAGAGGUGGGUGUGAGUGCAGCGAGUGGGCUUGGGAGUGCUGAGCCGGAUCGAUCGGACGAGGCUGAUAGCAAGAAGGAUGUGGACUCACUCCCCCCAGAGGCCACAGGGGGAGGUGGUGCAGCAUGGGGCGCAGGGGGGGAGCGGGGAGAGCGGGGGGAGAGGGGGGAGCGGGGGGAGGUUGGGGCGGAUGGGGCUGGCGGGGUGGAUGUCGGGGGGAGAGACGGAGGAGGAGGGGGGAAGGCGGGGGGAGAAGCAGCAGUGGCCGGCGCAGCAGGGGCAGGGGGGGAAGGGCAAGGAGUAGCAGCAGUAGGCUUGGGACCACACCCACUGGGAUCUCCUGACGAUUCGGGAAGCAACUUCGGGGAAAGUUCCUCGGAGCUCCCGAGGUUGACGUUGGGGGUGGCGGGCGGGGAGGGGGAGGGCGCGGGGCUGGCGGGGGAUUGGAUGGGGCGGGGGUGGGCGAAGCCGGGGCAGAGGCGGUCGAGGAAUCGCAACAGCGGGAAGGCAGCACGACAGCCGAACGACGUCGCGGAUUAUUACUCCGAGUGGAGCGAGUCGGGGUCUGACCUGGUGAGCUCUUCAGUUCCUCUCAACCGUUCUCCACUCCACUCACAUCCUCUCAACGCUUCGCAACUCCCUCUGAACUCCUCUCUACCCCUCUCGACGCCUCUAAGUUCUGAGCUAGCGGACAGGGAGUUCAGGCCAGGGGGCGGCAGGAAGGGGAUGGACAACGGAGACGAGCUCUUUGAUGAGGAAGGCGUGCCCUUCAGUGAACGAGCAUCCAUGGUGGAGCAAGCAAAGCUGUUUGCAGCGGAGCAGCAGAAAUACCUCAAGGAGCGCCAGGCUGUCAUCGAAGCCGCCCGGCAGGACUGGCAGCGCCAGAUGGCUGCCGCCCAGGAGGUCUCAGAUGAGGACGACAGACGCCGCCGCAUCCAGCACCUGACGGAUCUUAAAGCCACGUUGGACCAGCACGUUAGAGAGUUGAAUGAUGACGCCAGGCAUGUUAGUCAACUCAAGAAGAAUCUGCUAAGCUUUUCGAGGAAUGGGGCGAAUAGUGGGGCAGGGAGUGGGCCCGGUGCGGGGAGUGGUGGUGGGAGCGGGGAUUUCGGGAGGGGAGGGAGGGGAGGGAGAGGGGAGGGAGGUAGGAGGGAGGGGGGAGUGGGAGGGAGGGGAGGCGCGGGCGGGAGAGGGGAGGGGGGCGUGGGGAUUCCGCCAGGUGGCGGCGUGAGAUUGGAUCAGAAUGGGCCGCUGUUGAACUUCCCGCCGGAUGCGAUUAUGUCCCGAGCCUCGUCGUUUGCUUCGGCGAGCAUGGGUCGGGAGAGCUUUGAUAUUGAUGAGAUGAUGGGCGGGCUAGGGCUGGAAGGGCCCUGGUCCAGACCUAGCCCCCGAAGCAGCCUCGGAGGCACGGGGGACAUGAUGGGAGGAGGUUCGGGUGGAGGAGGAGUGGGGCCGGGCGCGAGAGGGGCUGGGAUGGGGGGGGGAGCAGGGGGGGGAAGUGCAGGCUUGGGGAUGGGAAUGGGGAUGGGGAUGAGGGGCGGCAGUGGUGGUGCCAGCAGUAGUAUGGGGGGAAGGGGAUUCGGUGGGGGGAUGGGAGCAGGAAUGGGUGGGGGGGGGAUGGGUCGAGGAGGUGGGAUGGGGGGAGGAGGGAUGGGGGGAGGAGGGAUGGGGGGGAUGGGAAUGGGGGGAGGUGGGAUGGGGGGAGGGCUGGGGGGAGGGCUGGGGGGAGGGCUGGGGGGAGGGAUGGGGGGAGGGCUUGGAGGCAGGGACUCGUGGUUUGAUGAGGUGUACGGGUCUAGCUCUGCUGUUACAUCGCCCACUCUCUCCCCGCCCGGCAUUGCGGGCAGAAAUAUCUUCCAGGGGGAGCGCAGGAAUAGGGAAGCGGCUCGAGCAGCAGGCAGUGGCAGCGGCGGCGGCGGUGGUGGUGGGGGGGGUGGGGGAGGGGUUGCUGGUGGUGGUGGUGGUGGGGGUGGUGGUGGUCUAUUUUCUCUUGACGACUCACCCACAGCUCGUGACAUGGACGGGCGGGGCGACUUGAGGGCUGAAGGAAGGGUGGAGGGGAGGGUGGGUCGGGAUAUGGAGGGGAGGGAAGGGCGUGAGGUGGAGGGGCGAGGAGGGAGGGAGGCGGGCGGGAGAGCAACGGCGGCUGGGCAUCGGUUGUCGAAGCUGCAAGACGAAUCGGGUGUUGGGAGUGGCAGCGGCAGGGAGCAGGUGGGUGAAACACCGACUCAGGUGAGCAGGUGUUGGGAGUGGCAGCGGCAGGGAGGGAGCAGGUGGGUGAAACACCGACUCAGGCGUCUCGGCAAAGAGGAGCGCACAGCAGCUCGGGUCAGCAUCAGCAGGGCCGCCGCUCCUCGAUGGAUGGAUGAGCUCUUAGAACAGACACCUCGAGUCAACUAA